AUGGCCAGCAGCAGCCCCAGCCAGCCAGACACCCGGAGCCUGCGCAAGGUCCGCUUCGACUCCCUCGAGCCCAUCCGGGCCAUCUACCGCCGGGCCACCAAGGCCUUCGUGCUCAACCAGCACGGCCAGGUCUGGACGGCCAUCCACGACGGCCUCGCCCGGAUCGCCGGGCUGCUCCUGCCCAGGCCCCCGCCCGCCCAGCCGCCCUGCUGGCUCGCCCCCGCCGACGCCCGCCACCCGCCCUCGAUCGACAGCACCCUCGACCACGAGCUCCUCCAGCUCGAGCGCAAGUUCCUCAUCCUCAAGAUCACCUUCCUCGCCGCCCUCAGCCAGGCCCACCCCGCCCAGCGCCCGCCCUCUAUCUCCGCCGACCUCUCCGCCGACCAGGCCGGCCUGCUCGCCCCCUUCCUCCAGCUCGCCGACCACCCCCACCAGCUCCUCCUCCGCCUCAUCGCCGACAUCUGCCCCGCACCCCGCCUCCACCAGAUCCACCCCUCCAUCCUCGCCGCCAUCGGCCUCGCCUCCAUCAAGCUCUCCGUCCCCCAGACCGGCAAAGACCUCAUCCAGGCCUGCCAAUGGCAACUCGCCGCCGACUUCAUCCACAGCCACCUGUCCGCCGACAUCCUCCCCCCCGAAACCGUUGACACCCUCCUGGAGGCGCUCAAGACCGCCCAAGCCCACCAAGCCCAAGCCUCCAAACACACCCUCCACCGGCUCCACCAGCGCCGCGAAGAGCCCGAGGCGUCCCGGGCGAAGUACUCCUCCGGCUCGUCCGCCGGCAUACGGCCCAGCCUCGGCUCCCCCUCCUCGCCCGGGUACGCCGGCUUCCGCACCCGCCUCAGCCGCUUCGUCGCCGCCGACCCGGGCGCUUCAGCACCCCGCCUCCCCAUCGCCUCCGCCUCCCCCUCCGCCGCCGCUGCUGCCCUCAAAGCCUUCGUCUCGAGACUCCUCGCCCUGCUCAAGAUCCUCGUCACCCAUCUCCCCUGA
This is a messenger RNA of Puccinia triticina, 987 nucleotides long. RefSeq lists its product as uncharacterized. The transcript has 6 exons. The record is from RefSeq and is a predicted model, not a curated record. Bases 1 to 987 code for a protein of 328 amino acids. Lineage: Eukaryota; Fungi; Basidiomycota; Pucciniomycetes; Pucciniales; Pucciniaceae.